AUGACAGAUUCCCGCUCCGUCUCCAGGCCCAGCUCCGACGGCGACGACGACGGCGGCAGCGAUGGCGAUGGCGCACACGAAGGCGGCCAGCAGCUGCCGUCGGCCCUCACGAUCCGGCUCUACACGUCGCACUUCCUGUCGACGUGGAACUCGCGCCUAUUCGAGUUUGGCGCCGUGCUGUUCCUAGCCUCCAUCUUCCCGCACACGCUGCUGCCCAUGUCCGUGUAUGCCCUCGCGCGCAGCGCCGCCGCCAUCACCCUCGCCCAGCCCGUGGGUGCGUGCGUUGACCGCGGACACCGGCUCAAGAUUGUCCGGGCCUCCAUCGUCGGCCAGCGGCUCGCCGUCGCCCUAAGCUGCGCCGUGUUUGCCGCGCUGUUGCAGCGCAGAAGCGCUUCGGGGGCUGCCGGGCUAGCUGUCGCGUCCCUUGAGACGGCUUUGUUAGCUGGCGCUGUCGUGCUCGCCUGUGUCGAGAAGCUGUGUGCGACGGUGAAUCUUGUCGCGGUGGAGAGGGACUGGGUGGUUGUGAUCACCGAGGGCAAUGCUGCUGCCCGUACAGACCUCAACGCCCGAAUGCGCAGGAUUGACCUGCUGUGCAAGCUCCUCGGACCGCUCGCCAUCUCCACGAUAGCUGCCGCAUUUUCGGUGCCUGUCGCUGUCUGGGCGACGUUUGGCAUGAAUCUGGCAUCGAUAGCCGUGGAAUACGUCUUCAUUGCCCAGGUCUACCAUAUGGUGCCCCGGCUGAGUCGCGAGCACCCCCGGGAACAGCGAGGAGAGCCAGAGCUGCAGGAGGAUGGCCGGCUGCUCAUAAGCAACGAGGCAGACGAGCAGGCUCCCGGCCUCGUGUCUUCCGGGCCCACGGCUCGAGUCGCAAAGACAGGAGAGGUGCUAUUUUCAUUUCUGGCCGCUUACUUCAGCCACCCCGCGUUCCUUCCCUCCUUCUCGCUAGCCCUACUCUACCUCACCGUUCUCUCCUUCUCGGGGCAGAUGGUCACGUACCUCAUGUCGGUUGGCUACAGCCCCCUCCAUGUGGGUCUAGUGCGGACAGCCAGCACAAUCUUCGAACUGAGCGCGACGUGGAUCGGACCCCAGGUCGUCAAGCGCAUUGGCGUGGUCCGCGGCGGCAUCUGGAGCCUGUGCUGGCAGAUGGUCUGGCUCGCCGCGGGUGCCAGCUGGUUUCUGAGAGGCGGUCUCGGCAGCCCCGACGAUGCUGGCAGCAAAAACAUGACAGCCGCGACCGGGCUCGUCGUGGGCGUCGCUUUGAGCAGGGUCGGCCUGUGGGGUUUUGACCUCUGCGCGCAGAACAUUGUUCAGGACGAAGUUGAAGCCGACCACCGGGGGACAUUCUCGGCGCUCGAAUCAUCGUUCCAGAACCUGUUUGAGCUGCUGUCCUACGCGAUUACAGUCAUCUUUUCGCGUCCGGACCAAUUCAGGUUUCCUGUCUUGGUCAGCAUAGUCGCAGUCUAUGUCUCUGGGGGUCUAUACGCCGUAUUUGUGAGAAAACGGCGCGGCCAUCUGUUCCACGCGCCCCGCUCCGCCUGCGUUUGUUCCGACAAGCCGUCUCCAGCUCGAUAG
Lasiosphaeria miniovina is the source of this 1572-nucleotide messenger RNA. Its product is annotated as Ferroporti-1. Gene Ontology annotation, cellular component: membrane. The coding region runs from base 1 to 1572 and encodes 523 amino acids. Gene Ontology annotation, biological process: iron ion transmembrane transport. The record is from RefSeq and is a predicted model, not a curated record. The transcript has 4 exons. Gene Ontology annotation, molecular function: iron ion transmembrane transporter activity. NCBI's taxonomy places the organism in Eukaryota, Fungi, Ascomycota, Sordariomycetes, Sordariales, Lasiosphaeriaceae.